This is a messenger RNA of Chanos chanos (milkfish), 822 nucleotides long. It is a transcript of the gene polr2i, whose product is annotated as RNA polymerase II subunit I. Bases 77 to 457 code for a protein of 126 amino acids. Gene Ontology annotation, biological process: transcription initiation at RNA polymerase II promoter; transcription-coupled nucleotide-excision repair; DNA-templated transcription. Gene Ontology annotation, molecular function: DNA-directed RNA polymerase activity; zinc ion binding; nucleic acid binding. NCBI's taxonomy places the organism in Eukaryota, Metazoa, Chordata, Actinopteri, Gonorynchiformes, Chanidae. The transcript is spliced from 6 exons. The record is from RefSeq and is a predicted model, not a curated record. Gene Ontology annotation, cellular component: RNA polymerase II, core complex.
UCAAACGCUGAUAGGUGUUCUUGUCCAUUGGGUCGGCUGUAUAUUCCCCUCAGUUAACGAUCAGAACAGAACUGAAAUGGAUCUGGACGGUGGUACAUAUGAGCCUGGGUUUGUUGGAAUCAGGUUCUGUCAAGAAUGUAACAACAUGUUGUACCCCAAAGAAGACAAGGAAAAUCGCAUUCUCCUUUAUGCCUGCAGAAAUUGUGACUAUCAGCAGGAGGCUGACAACAGCUGCAUAUAUGUCAACAAAAUUACACAUGAGAUUGAUGAACUAACCCAGAUCAUUGCAGAUGUAGCACAGGAUCCAACAUUGCCUCGAACAGAGGACCACCCAUGCCCCAAGUGUGGCCACAAGGAGGCAGUCUUUUUCCAGUCCCACAGUAUGAAGGCUGAGGAUGCCAUGCGACUGUAUUACGUCUGCACUGCUCCUCAUUGUGGACACCGCUGGACUGAAUAAGGGAGAGGAAAAGGAGGAAGAGGUCCACAGCGUCGACGCUCCAUCUCCUUUGUUAGAAGUGCACAAUUAAUCAUGCCUCAGAUUGGAUUGAAUUUAAAUUUGACAGUCCGUUUUUGGCCAGAUGUUUGUUUUGUUUCUUCUGCUCAUCAUUGGUCUCGUAGCCCUGGUUUUCCACAUGUCAGAAUGUAAAGUAUGUCAGGUCAGCAUGGUGCUAUAAGCCCAGCCACAGGACAGUAAUCAAUCUGUGUAUGAUCAGAUCUGGUAAUUUGUAUUGAAGGCUAAUAUUGAUAUCCUGAGAGCAGUUUACACACUCUAGGGAGUGAUGACCUUUUCAGUAGUAAUUUGCUUUUACUGAUGACACUGUA